CAGAACAUACUUCCUGAAAGAAUAUAGAAAAAUUCACAGCUCAGAGUGGUUCAGCUGGUGGCUACAUUUCUAAAUGGGAGCUGUUCCAUGCAAUGUCCUUUAUCAAGGACACGCUGAAUAAUUACCCCACAAAGUCAAGUGAAAGCUUCACAGUUCAAGCAAGUCUUCAGCCAACAGAUGAACAAACCAUCAUCAUUAAUGAAGGUGGUACUGAUGAGUCGUUCAUCAUUUCCCCCAUCACCUCACAUGAUUUGGCAGCAGUUAAUACACACUCAUAUUCAUCAUCUGGUCAGAGUACACCACUCUCACCAUCAUCGAUAACUAGUACCCCAAUGCCAUCACCAUCCUCCAUCCCAAAAACCAAGAAAAAAAGAAGAAGGAACAUGAUGAUUUUGAAGAUGAAUGCAUGGAUGCUUUCCAAGACCUGAAGAACAGUCUCUGUCGAGAUGAUUUCUGCAGCAACUUUGCAAAAAGUGUUGAGCAUUGGAUGCGGGACUUCACAGAAGACAGUGGCUAUAAAAAUAUAUCAAGUUCUCGGCAGUGUAGAUCCUGA
Molecule: messenger RNA, 553 nt
Organism: Portunus trituberculatus (swimming crab)
Lineage: Eukaryota; Metazoa; Arthropoda; Malacostraca; Decapoda; Portunidae
Exons: 2
Coding region: 93-428 (111 amino acids)
Source: RefSeq, a predicted model, not a curated record